CUCUGCCUCGCAGAAGACAUAAGGUUUACGGAGGCAUGCGAAGAAGCCAUCACAGAAGGCACAUUACAGUCACUCCUUGAAGCAACAAAGUCUCAGCUGGAUCAUUACACUAACAUAGAGCUUGGAAACAACCCUGUAUUAGAGCUGAAGCUCAAAGCGUUGGUUCUAGAUUGUGUGCAUCGUAUUACUAUGGUUAACGAACUUCUUGACCACGAUGUGGAAAAGACGUCCGACUGGCACUGGCAAAAGCAAUUAAGGUUUUACCUUUCUAAAGGGACAGCUGUCGUAAGAAUGGUGGAUGCUCAGUUCGAAUACACCUACGAAUACCAGGGCAAUGCACCGAAGUUGGUACGAACUCCUUUGACCGACCGGUGUUUCGUCACACUGACACAAGGAAUGCGCAUGGGCGUUGGUGGCAACCCAUACGGACCUGCCGGCACGGGAAAGACAGAAUCAGUCAAAGCACUCGGGAAUGCUCUCGGAAGACAAGUAUUGGUCUUCAACUGUGAUGAGGGCAUUGACGUGAAGUCAAUGGGGCGCAUAUUCCUGGGUCUUGUACGAUGUGGUGCUUGGGGUUGCUUCGACGAGUUUAACCGACUAGAAGAAUCGGUGCUGUCUGCAGUGUCAGCCCAGAUUCAACAGAUACAGACGUCGCUAGGAAACCGAGCGCGUGAUGUUCAACUUCUUGGACAACAGGUGGAAAUGGAUUGCAACGCAGGCAUCUUCAUUACGUUGAACCCAGCUGGCAAAGGCUAUGGCGGUCGACAAAAGCUCCCGGAUAACUUGAAGCAAUUAUUUCGUCCUGUUGCUAUGUGCCGUCCAGACGAUAGCGUCAUCGCCCGGGUGCUCCUAUUUGCCGAAGGGUUUAAGUGUUCCGACAUAAUAGGACCGAAACUUGUGGCUCUCUUCCGAUUGGCAAGGGAACUUUUGACACAUAAGCAACACUACGACUGGGGAUUGCGCGCACUCAAGAGUGUCCUGCAAGCCUCUGGAAAGCUGUUGAAAAGUGCACGUGCAUCACAAGCUGUAACAGUGCAAGACGAGAAGACAGAGACGACUUUGGCCGUUCAAGCGCUGCGAUUAAAUACUCUCCCCAAGCUAUCACACAGAGACCGCCAGCAGUUUGAUGCUCUCAUCAAAGACGUCAUUCCAGACAUUGAAUUCACUGAAUUCGAGGACGCCGAUCUGAUCAAAGCUGUAAAAGAGGCUUGCGAGGAGUUAAAGCUGAUCGAGAAUCAAACACAAAUUCGGAAAGUUCUAGAGCUCCACGAGCAACUGAAACAACGAAUGGGUGUUGUAGUCGUGGGGCCCAGUGGAGCUGGGAAGACUACGCUAUGGAAGCUGCUUCUGAAUGCCCUGAAGCGAUUGGGGCAUUCAAUACAAACGCACAUAUUCAAUCCCAAAGCUAUGCCAAGGCAGCAGCUGCUUGGCUACAUAGACAUAGACACCAGGGAAUGGCACGAUGGAGUCCUUACCGCCAGUGCGCGUGCUGUGGUUCGAGAACCGCCUGGAGUCCUUUCAUGGGUCGUCUGUGACGGCGACAUCGACCCGGAAUGGAUCGAGUCACUGAACUCUGUGCUUGACGACAACCGAUUGCUCACGAUGCCUUCGGGUGAACGAAUUCAAUUUGGUCCACACGUCAACUUUAUUUUUGAGACACAUGAUCUGAGCUGCGCGUCCCCUGCUACGGUUUCUCGCAUGGGAAUGAUCUUCCUUAGUAUCGAGAACAUUGAAGUUACUGCAUUAGUGGCAUCAUGGCUCCACGGCCAACCCCAACAUGCACAGUCGUUUUUCAGACAGCUACUGGAUGACUACUUCUACAAAGCUUUAGAGUGGGUGAUGAAAUGUAAUGACUUUUCUGUAGACACAACAGCAGCCGCCGUCGUGAAAUCUGGUUUAGUUUACUUGUCUGAAGCCAUCAAAACAAAGCAAGAGUUCGCAAUGGCACUUGUGCGGGGAUUUGCAGCAAAUUUAAACAAAGCGAGCAAAGAAAAGUUAGCCAAAGAGGUACUAUCCCGAGCAAAACUGGCUAUCCCUGAUUCAAAUCAUGCAAUCGACACAUAUUACGACAAACGAAGAGAUCGCCUUGACAAAUACAGUCCACAGGGUGCACAAGAAGUCUCUCUAGCAUCCCUUGCAUGUUGUCCAGCACCUAUUGUGGAAACUGGCUGUGUUUUGAGAAUGGUCGACUUUCUUCUUCCGCUUCUGUCCUUCGGAACAAGACCAGUCCUUAUUGUUGGACCAGAAGGAUGUGGUAAAAGUGUCCUGGUGCAGCACUGCUUGCAGAAGGUUCGUUCAGUACAGACCACUGUCGUGCACUGCUCAGCACAGACAUCACCGACACACAUUGUGCAAAAACUGACUGAGUGUUGCGUUGCUGUCACCACGAGUCGUGGGCGGUGCUUGCGGCCCAAAGAAACGGAGAAGUUAGUUCUUCAUCUCCGUGACAUCAACUUACCAAAACCAGACAAGUGGGGUACUUGCCAACUUGUCGCUUGGUUGCAACAAGUUGUAAAUUACGAGGGGUUUUACGAUCAAGAUCUAGUGUGGGUGAACUUGGAAGGAAUCCAGAUAGUUUGCUCGCUCAGUUUGGGUAAUUCCAUUGGCAGGCACCAGCUGUCCACACGGUUCACUUCUGUCGUGCAGGUUGUAUCAUUAGAUUACCCUGAAAGAGAACAACUAGUUUCGAUAUGUUCAGCGUAUCUUCGUCCUGCCCUGACUCAUUUAGCAGGGAAGAAAUCAGACUGGUCGUCUCCUGAUAAGGCUGAGCGCUUGGCUUCGUCCAUGCUGUUACUUCUGGAGCAGGUCCAGACAAAGUUCACUGUGGAUGACAGAAACCACUACGUGUUCACGCCGAAGAUCCUGACACAGUGGGUCUUUGGGCUUCUGCGAUACACAUUGGAAAGCGGAACAUCUCCGCUUGAGCCAUGGGCAUACGAGUGCUGUCGCUUGUUUCGUGACCAGCUCUCCGAUCACGACUCACGAGCACGUUUCGACGCCAUCCUGACUGGUAUCAUACGUGCUGACUGGAGUGGUGAUCUAAACUUGGAAUUUUUAAAAGAUAGCUUCUAUAUCACAAGAAUGGGUGACAAAGUCUCCGAAUUAGGUCGCCCUCUCGAUAAAAUACGGAAUACAGACUGGGAAACUUCUGUCCGGAAGACGCUGAACAUGUACGUGCAAGAAGUGCGGCAAGUCCCAGAUGCUGUUUUAUACCCCGAGUUACUGGAGCUCGUGGCCUACGUCGACCGUGUUUUGUCAUUGCCUGGCGGAUCGGUCCUCCUGGCCGGCACCGCCGGAACCGGACGUCGACUUGCUGCUGGAUUAGUUGCACACAUGCACGGAAUGACGACCUUCACACCUAAGAUGACACAAGACUACGGUGUCCGCAACUUCAAGGCAGAGCUCAGAACGAUCCUACAGUGUGCUGGUAUCGACGGUCAGCCAACCGUGCUGCUCAUUGAAGACCAUCAUAUUUUAGUACCCGAGAUUACAGAGAUGCUGAAUGGGCUACUCGCAGCGGGAGAGGUGCCCGGGCUUUUCGCUUCUGAAGAGUUGGAACCCCUGCUAUCGUCCAUACGAAACCAGGCGGCUGAAGAAGACUUUCGCGGCCACAUCUUCAAUUAUUUCUGUCACAGAGUGAGGAGAAACCUGCACAUGGUGCUGAUUUUUGACUGCCGUGAUGCAAGUUUUGCAAGGACGUGCGAAAGUAACCCAUCAUUCUACAAACGCUGUAGUGUCAUGUGGCUUUCUUCCUGGAGCAAAGAUACCAUGGAACAUAUCCCCAAGGUUAUCCUCAGGGAACACGGAGGGUCAGAUACUGUAUCCAAAGAGACAUGUUUAGCGUCUGCACCUUUGUCAUAUUUCCUGAAGAUUCACAACUCUUGUAGUGACCUCGUGGCAACGUCUCCGCAUCGUUACUCGUGCCUUGUGCGGACGUACAGCGACGUGUACUGCACAAAGAUGUCGAGAAUUGAAAAACGGCGUGAUCAUCUAAAGGCUGGCAUAUCCAAGCUCAACGAAGCAAAAAAUAAUGUGGACAAGUUAAAAGCAGAAGCUGCCAAACAAAAACAACUUCUAGACGAGAAGCAAGCCGAAGCUGACGAUGCCUUGCAACAGAUCACAAUGAGUAUGACAAGUACAAGUGAUCAGAAAUCUGAAAUGGAAGCCCUCAAGGCGAGGAUGGAAGAAGAGAACAAGAAAUUGUCCAAACGGAAGAAAGAGAUUGACCAGGAGUUGGCAGAGAUUGAGCCGCUCAUACAGGAAGCUAAGGCCGCCGUCGGCAAUAUAAAGUCUGACUCACUCUCUGAAAUUCGGUCACUACGCGCCCCACCCGAUGUCAUUCGAGAUAUCCUGGAAGGAGUCCUGCGGCUGAUGGGUAUCUUUGAUACUUCUUGGGUCAGCAUGAAGAGCUUUCUUGCCAAGAGAGGGGUGAAGGAAGAGAUAACGAACUUCGAUGCUCAUUCAAUUACUCCAGAAAUUGCGCGAAGUGUACACGAGCUUCUAAAGAAGCAUCAUGCAUCGUUCGACCAAAAAAACGCCAAGCGAGCAUCGGCAGCUGCUGCUCCGCUUGCAGCCUGGGUAAAGGCUAACGUCAUGUAUGCGGAGGUUCUUCAGAAAAUACAGCCUCUUGAGUCGGAACAAGCAAAACUCAAGCUGAACCUGAGCAACGCAGAACGACGCAUGAACAGGUUAGGCACAGCACUCGAAGACGUAGACCAGGAAGUAGCUCGGCUCAGGGACAAGCUCAACAAAUUUACGAAAGAAGCUGCCGAAAUAGAGAUUCACUUGCGUGGUGCUAAUGAGACAAUAGCAACAGCUGAAGACAUGGUACAGCAACUGGAUGGCGAAUACCACCGGUGGACCAGGCAGCUCGCUGAAAUGGAGGAAGAACUCAAAGAGCUACCGUUGCGCUGCUUGGCAGCGUCCGCAUUUCUAACCUACUUGUCUGGCUGCUCUGAAGAUGUUCGGGCUGCAGCUCUCACAUUAUGGUGUAAAGUACUCGGGCUCCCAAUCUUUGUACCAAGUGCAUUUCUUGGUACUGAAAAACAGCAACUGACUUGGAAGACAGAAGGGUUGCCAGCAGAUCCCCUCUCUCUGGAGAACGCUAUUAUCAUUCUGCAGACUUCGCUUUGCCCGUUUCUUGUGGAUCCAUCGGGACAAGCGACAGUAUGGCUCGAAAGACAUCUCCGGGAUUCACAUCUUGAAGUCGUUACUCAACACGAUGCAAACUUCGUGACUGUUUUGGAGCUGGCCGUUCGGUUUGGUAAAGCCUUACUCAUAAAGGAAGUUGACAGAAUAGAGCCUAUCCUGUAUCCUCUUCUAAGGAAGGAGCUCAUCAGCCAAGGGCCGAGGAAUUCCAUUCAGAUUGGGGAGAGAACAGUGGAUUACAACGACGAUUUCAAGCUUUUUUUGGCUACACGUAACCCGUACGUUAACUUACCCAACUACGCUGCAUCUGUAGUCACCAUCGUGAAUUUCACCACCACACGAGCUGGACUCUCUGAGCAGCUCUUACAGGCAGUUUUACAGCAUGAAAAGCCCGAACUGGAACAACGCCGGAGUGAGCUCCUGCGAAAAGAGGAAGAGUUGCAACUUCAAGUGGUGCAACUGGAAGACUCGCUUCUUGAGCAACUUGUGUCGGCCCAUGGUAACCUAUUGGCAAACAAACCUCUUUUGGCUUCACUGCAACGUACGAAGGCAAGCAGUCUUGGCAUUGAAGCAUCUCUCAAAGAAUCGCACCAGCUGCAAGCGGCCCUGGAUGAGGAAAGACAAGCCUAUUUACCACUGGCAUCGUUUGGAAGUUCUCUACAUUUCCUGAUCAGUGAGCUACCAAAGCUGAACAGCAUGUAUGUCUUCAGCCUUCCUUCCUUCCUGAACCUCUUCAAAAUGGCUCUCAAGCAGACAUCUUCAGAGCACAAGCAAGAAAAACGUUUAGAAGAGAUUCUCAAGUGUUUCCAGAGACUUGUGUACGAAAACGUCAGCAGAGGACUGUUAAAGUCAGAUCGACUCGCAUUUGCCCUGCAUAUUGUCCAUGGAAUGUACCCAGAGCUUUUCAAAGAAAACGAAUGGGAAGCCUUUACAGGUAUGCUGCUGACAGACCUCAAGUUCGACAAAGAUAGCAUUAGAUCGGAGCUUCCCGGAUGGCUCGAGGACGAACGUGCUCUCGCAGUCGCUGUUCUCAAGAACUUAUUCCCGGACAUGUGGGCACCACUGCGACUAGAGAAAGAGGACAUGUGGCGUGGCUUUGCAGAGAGCAGUCACUGCGAACAAGAAAUUCCGGGGCAUGUGGCACGAAUGCUGUCACCUUUCCAGCAAGUGCUGCUUGUGCAGGCCCUUAGACCAGAUCGCCUUAUAAGUGCCCUCACGUUUUUUGUUACAAGAGUUCUCGGUUUGAAAGAAAUUUCGCCUCCAGCUCUAAACCUGCAACGACUUCAUGCUUCGGAGACCUGUGCUACUGAGCCAGUGCUCAUGAUAACGUCUCCAGGUGCAGACCCAUCCCAAGAAAUUCGUGAGGUUGCUGCACGAGUUGUCGGAGUGGAUCGCUACCAUCAGAUUUCAAUGGGUCAAGGACAAAUGGACGCAGCGCUGGAACUUUUGAAGACGGGAGCUCGAGAAGGGUCAUGGGUGUGCUUUACAAACCUUCACCUUGUGUCUUCCUGGCUGCCUCUUCUUGUGAAGGAGCUCUGUACAUUGAAGCCACACCAAGACUUCCGUCUGUGGCUUACCACAGAAGGGCACCCAAACUUCUCCAAUGUCUUAAUACAGAUGUGCCUCAAGGUGACGUACGAGGCACCUCCUGGGAUAAAGCGGAACUUGCAGAGAACCUACGACGGUUGGACUCCGGAUUUUGUGUCUGCUGGUGGAAACCUUCUUUGUUCACAGUCCUUCUUCGCACUGGCCUGGUUCCACGCCGUAGUUCAAGAACGGCGAACUUUCAUUCCACAGGGAUGGACGAAAUUCUACGAGUUCGGCAUGGCUGACUUGAAAGCUGGUGCGGACAUAAUUAGCCGGCACUGUCUUAAAGAACGACAAACAGUGGAAUGGAGAUUUCUACGCGGGCUCUUCGAAACUGCUGUAUAUGGAGGACGCGUGGACAAUGCUUUUGACAUGGAAGUGCUCGCUUCAUACCUGCGGCAGUACUUUGACUCUAGUGUUAUCUCGGGAACUCCGGGUAGCAGAUGUCGUGUGGCUCCUAGCGUUUCAGUGCCCUCAGAGGCAGACCACCGGGAACACCUGAAAGUGACUCAACUGAUUGCCGACGAAGACUCUCCCAGCUAUUUUGGAUUGCCAUCAAACAUAGACAGAUCGGCUCAGCGCACGCGUAGCGCUGACGUUAUCUGGCAACUCAAGCAGCUCAUGCGUCCAGGAGACAAGUCCGAGGGCUUCGACGCAGCGAAAUGGAGCACACUACUAUCUCCAGUACUUAACCUGUGGAAAAAACUUAAUCAGGGAUCACAACUUAUCCACAAGCAAGUGACUCCUCCAUCGAACAGCUCCAGGAUUGGUGGACCGAUAGACAAUUUUCUGCAAAUGGAGUAUUACAACGGGAUUCGCUUGGUACAGGAGAUCCACGCAUCAUUGGCUGCAUUAAGCAAAGUCAUCCGGGGGACGGCACUUGUCACCAGAGAGGUUCGAGAUGUUGGGACUUCGCUGAUGAACCACAAGGUCCCUUCAAAAUGGGAAACGCUAUGGGAAGGACCAGAUGAUUCACUCCAGUACUUGCGCGCCGUCGUGAGCCGUGCUCUGGCAGUCCAGACCUGGGUGCAGAGGUCAGAAGCCGGACUGCUAUUGCAAGAUCACCUGGACUUGGCCGAGCUCUUCCGUCCUGACACAUUCUUAAAUGCAUUACGGCAACAUUCAGCUAGGGUAACACACCAUCCUAUGGACAGUCUGCAGUUCGUCACAUCAUGGAAGGGCCGCAUAUCUAAAGCGACCGUGUCUAUCACACUGGACGGCCUUCAGUUGGAAGGCUGCCGGUUCGACGGGCGUCAUCUAACAGAAUGUCGCCAUAACUCUCCAAGUAUAUCUUCCAUCCCUUCGUGCACGGCAGCGUGGCUACCCAAGGGAUACGAAGUCCCAUACAGCGAUGUGAUCAAUGUACCACUCUAUACCAGCACGAAGAGGGAGAAGGUCAUUACAACGUUGUCUCUGCCCUGCAACGGAGAUCAGGAUCUGUGGCUGCGAUGUGGGGUUGCUCUGUUUCUGAGGCACCCAUAAACGUGGUUUCU
Molecule: messenger RNA, 8228 nt
Organism: Ornithodoros turicata
Lineage: Eukaryota; Metazoa; Arthropoda; Arachnida; Ixodida; Argasidae
Gene: btv
Product: cytoplasmic dynein 2 heavy chain 1-like
Exons: 49
Coding region: 190-8217 (2675 amino acids)
Biological process (GO): microtubule-based movement
Cellular component (GO): dynein complex
Molecular function (GO): ATP hydrolysis activity; dynein light intermediate chain binding; dynein intermediate chain binding
Source: RefSeq, a predicted model, not a curated record